AUGUUCUCUAACAUCGUCGUUGAUGCAGAAUUUGCAGCCAUGCUUCAGUCAAAGCUGUCCGAUGCUCUCGACGCCCAAACCAUCGAUCUGCUCCUCGCAGACACAAGCCACCAUAUCCAGCUCAUUCACAAUGCAGCACAGUCGGGCUCGACAGGUCCCUUGCCGCAGAAACUGGCCAAGCAAGUCGAGCGACAAGGACGAGACCUGUGGAAUCUCUGUAUCAGGCUGAGGAGAGAAUUAGACGCGUCUGGGCCGAUACAGAAGAGCAGAUUGCUCGUCAAAGCAAGGUCGCUCGCCUUUUACAUGCUGGAGCAUGGUCGGAGUGCGGGCAGAGCUAAGGAGGAUGAGGGGACUGAGGCUAUGUACUUGAUGAAUAUGGCCUUGGCGCUCGGCAAGCUUUGUGUGAGGGAUGCCGACUUGGAUUCGGCGAGGACGGCCUUACAAAAGGCUGCGGAGUUGAUGGAGAGACUGAAGGCGGUGCCCCCUGGCACUUCGGAUCUCCGGGCUCAAAAGGAACGGACGAGGCUUGACGCUGAGUACUUGGCGAUGAGAACAGCACUGUCAUGGAAAGAGGACAGGCUUGAUGUUGCGGAGCACAUGUUUGGCAAGAUCGAUGCCCUUCGGCCAAAUCUGGAUUCAAUCUCUGCUGAGAUUAUAGCUGACACGCUGCAACACAUUGGGUUCGAUCUUGCGUCCAAGGGGGACCAUGGCAUGGCGGUAAAGUGGCUCAAGCGGGCCUACGACAUCAUCAAUCAUCAAGCGCUUGAUCAGCUCUCAGCAAAGGGACUUGAAUUACGACUCGCCAUCUGUCAAGGACUUGUGCGUGGGCUUCUGGAUGUUGGCUCUCAUGUUUGCGUCCAAGAGGCCCAGGACCUGGUCGAAUACAUCGAGUCUGAGAUUGGAGACAAGCCCCUCGUGCUGCACUGGCGUCUUGAGCUAUUACAGUGGGCACCAGGAGAGGCUUUUGACGUGGACGCCUAUUCCAGCAUACUACACCGCAUGGUUCGCUCGUUUGACUACUCUGAUGCCUCCUUCUACUUCCUGUUGCAUCACAUUAGAAGCCUGGGAGAGAGGAGCCCGCGGCUGGCCCGCGGAUUACUGGACGAACUUUUACUACAACACGUUGUCUCAUCAAAGAAGAGCGAAUGGAUUGGGAAGGUUGUUGUUAGGAGACUUUGGAUGGUCACCACUGGUACCGCGGAUUUGAUUUACGACGCAGAUGAGAUUGAACCUUUGACGGAUCUUCAUAAUCUUUUGGACAGAGACCAUAUUCUCACUAGGUACUUGACGUUCAAAGUAUCUUUAGUUGACUGGGAUCACGACCUUGGUUGCGAGAGCAUCAAGCAUCUCAGUAAGCUCUCGGACAGUUCACAGGGCCGCGAUGUGCUAUACGCCUGCAUCAGAGAAGCACAGCAAGUGGGCGAUAAGCUGUGUACUCUGGCAGCUCUACAAGCCAUCAUCGACAGCUGGAAGUCUGAACAAGUGAGCCCCAGCAACUUGACGUCAAUACUGCGGUGCUCGAUACGCCUCAUACAUAAAAUUGAGGAAGAGGGUAGUGCUGAUGCUGGGUCUCAAAGCAUUACAUAUGCCGACGACAUAUGUAAACUAUUUGAGAAAGCCGCUGAGCGAGCAAAUCAAGAACCCAAAGACGAUGAUGGGAACAUUCUCUUCACAAUUUCCGAAUUGCAUUGGUUUCGAAAGAACGCAUACAACAUGGCCCUGAUGGCUCUACGCUGCCAUUUUGUCAUUGCUGCAGCACUGGUCUCGCUCGCGCGCACAGAGGACAGAGUAGAAGAGCAGCUGCAGUACUACCUCGAAGCAAGACAUCACGUCAAGGACUUUGACGCAACCCUCGAGAAGACUUCGGAUGGCAUUCAAGAUGAAAACAUACGAGCGGAUCUAAUCGCCAAACUGUCAACAUUGUUCGUGUUUGACUUUGAGGCUGCCACUGUGCUCAAAAUUUGGGACGGAUUGAACGAGAUUGUGCGCAAGACCAAGAUGUGCCGUGACGAGGGCAUGUAUAAAGCAAUGGGGGACUGCAUGCUGAGAAGCAGAGCUCCAGGUAAAGCGCUCUUCUCGACCAUGCGCCUCAUCAUCAACGAAAUGUAUGAGCUGAAGCAGUUUGACUACGAAAAGCUUGCAAAGUACAUCCGGUGCAUGUUUCAGGCGAUUCUGGGACUGGACGAUACUUGCGCUCUUCAGCUUGUCGACCAAGCGAUACAGAUAGCCCGCGAGGGCAACGAAACUGGGACUCAACUGCCUUCUGCCGAACUGGAGUGGCUUGUGGCCACGACCUUCAACCACGCCAUUGACUACUACGCCCGCGGAGAGGAAGAGCCGUGCCACCGCUGGGCUCUCAAGGCGAUGCACUUGGCCGAGUAUGUCGGUGAUGGGGGGCUGUUGAGGGAUACCCUGCAGGACAAGUUUGCAAAGCUUCAGUUUGAUGGGUUGAAGGCGUGA
This is a messenger RNA of Trichoderma citrinoviride, 2460 nucleotides long. RefSeq names its product SPO22-domain-containing protein. The record is from RefSeq and is a predicted model, not a curated record. The transcript is spliced from 7 exons. Gene Ontology annotation, biological process: regulation of synaptonemal complex assembly; meiotic cell cycle. NCBI's taxonomy places the organism in Eukaryota, Fungi, Ascomycota, Sordariomycetes, Hypocreales, Hypocreaceae. The coding region runs from base 1 to 2460 and encodes 819 amino acids. Gene Ontology annotation, molecular function: protein binding.